Molecule: messenger RNA, 2410 nt
Organism: Formica exsecta
Lineage: Eukaryota; Metazoa; Arthropoda; Insecta; Hymenoptera; Formicidae
Product: leucine-rich repeat-containing protein 17-like
Exons: 4
Coding region: 544-1803 (419 amino acids)
Cellular component (GO): plasma membrane
Molecular function (GO): protein binding
Source: RefSeq, a predicted model, not a curated record
UGCGGUAAAGUAUUUUUUUAGAGGAAAACGGCUCUCUCUCUUAUAUUAUAAUAGGAUAUAUCACAUCAAACGUACUCUAUCAAGUUUACAGAAAUUGUAAUUAAAAAGUUCGACGAGAGAGAUAUAUAUUUAAAAGUGUAUAGAAAAUUCUCUGCUAAAGAGAACAUUUAUAGUCAGGCUAUAGUCUAAAGUAAAAUCCAUAAAACCUUUUAAAUCCUAUAGAAUAUGUUCUGUCCAGCUUUUUCCUGGGUCAGGCCCAGCCGUUUUCUUGGAUCAGGCACCCUUCGCAGAUCAACUCUUGUAAAUUCCUAGAAAACAUAUAUACAAGGUAAAGAAAAGGAUAAUGAUGACAGUAUGACGCGUCGCAAUACACAUAUAUCGCUUUGUCGUACACGUUGGCGAGAUAAGAUUAUGCCAGUGCACGGCAGUUUCGUGCCUCGUGACGCAUCAACGAUGUCUAUCAAGCGCAAAAUUGUCAGAUAUCAAUGAUGAUACGUCGAAAUUAUCGCCUUUACAUUCUCCGUACAAUUUGAGCGGCUCGCCAUGACACGUAAAAUAAUUAGAACCUUAUUUACUGCUCUCGUCUUCCAAGUAGUUGUAAUUGGUGAUUCGGUGCAUUCAUCCGGAAAAUGCUCAUUGUUGUGCGACUGCGAUAUUUGGUACGGAUUGCAAUACGCCUCUUGUGUUGGACGCCAUCUUUAUAGCAUUCAUACAGGUGCGCCCAGCACCGUGCAAGCUUUGGAUUUGUCGAAUAAUUCGAUAUCUAUUUUAAAUAAUUAUGAACUAGCGGAUGCAGGAUUAUUAAAACUUAAAUAUCUUAAUCUUUCUACGAAUGCAAUUAGUGAAAUUGGCUUAAACGCUUUCGAUGGAUUAUCUGAAUUGACAGUUCUCGAUUUAUCCCAGAAUCAUCUUUAUUACCUUUUGUCAGAUAUUUUUAUAUCAGCAAAGAAUUUGCGAAUUCUCCGAUUGUCAAAAAAUAAUUUCAACUCUCAUGUACCAAAGUUGAAGUGUUCUUGGCUCACGGAUUUAAUUCUGAGUUCCUGUCAAAUUAGCUAUAUAUCGAUGGAUGCGUUUAUCGGACUCUCGCAUCUUCGUAAUCUUGAUCUUUCAAAUAACUUGAUGAUUCAAUUGGGCAGUAAUGUCUUGGACAAAUUGCAAUUUUUACGAAUGUUAUCAAUAGAGGGGAAUCCCUGGUCUUGUAAUAAACUUAUGCGAGAUCUGCAGAUAUAUUUGGCCCAUAGGAAUAUACAAUAUUAUCCAAUAUGUACAAAAAAUUUAGAGCCAAAGAAAUUUGAGAAAAUGAUUGUUUACAAGCCACAGAUAAAACAUGAGAAGCAUCGUCCCUCGAUAACUUUAGAUUCAAACAUUAAAAAAAACAUGAUAACGACAAAGAAGUAUCCUGAAUUUACACCCAUAUACAAAAAUACGACUACUUGUGUUAAUGCGACAAACAAGGCGAAUUUUACGAAAACAUUAAAUGCUAUAUCGCCGUAUUGGUUCUUGGUACUUGGAUUUUUACUUGGUAGCGCCUGUGGCAUGUUUACGUGCUAUAUUUGGCUCACAAGGAAGAUAUCUUGCUGCCGUGGCUAUCGCCGGCGAAGAAACAACGAUGCUCAAAGAAUUUCGUUACUGCAAAGUUUAUGGCAGUUUGAAGAUUCUGUCUUCCACGAAGAUACGAUAUCUUGUCCUGGUACUCCACCGCCACCAUAUCGUGAAGUCAUGCUGCGACCGGGGCUUUAUCGUAAUCCACCCGUUACAACAAACUUAAAUAAUAAUGCCACAAACAGUACAGGAUAUAAUUAGGUUGUAAGUAUAACGUUAUAAUAUUAUCGAUUUAUAAAACGACGUUGGUACAUAAAUGUAGAAUGUUGACAGUAUUCGUCUAUCAUAUUGCUUACGAAAGAAUAUUUAGCAAAGUAUGAUUUGGUGAGAUAAAAUAUAAAUUCUUUUCUAAAUUAUAAGUUAUGUAUUUAAUAGAUUUAAUAGAUUAAUACACACAUAAAAUUAGUUUGAAGAGUUUAAGUUUCGAGAAAGAGUUUGAUACAUGUUAAUGCAACAGAUGUUAUUUCAGACUUUCCAUUAGAACUAAAAAAAGAAAUAAAAAAAUAAAAAAGAUAAAUAAAUAAUAAUUUAGAUUGUUUUUAUAUGCCAAUCGGCGAAUUAAUACAAGAGUUCCAAUUAAAAAAUAUAUUGCGUUUAUAUAAUAAGCUUAACUCAUUAUAAUAAUGCAAUCAAUUGAUUGGUAUAUACAUAUAUGUAUAUAAAUGUGUGUGUGUGUGUGUGUAUAUAUAUCAUACUUUCAAUGAUGUCAACAGAAAGAAUCAUACGUAUAAUGUUUUACAUUCUUAAUAAAUGAACAAUGCAUUGAUAUGAUAACUGUAUAUUACUGAAUAAAAACUUUUUAAAUUUU